AUGGCGGCAGUAUCGAUGCACGGCUCGGAGAACGCCUUCGGAGGCAUGAACAGCGGCAUGAACCGCCGUCUAUCGCCCGCCUUCCGCACGCUGGCAUCGCCACUGCGUCAGCGCCACUUUGACCUCGAAAAACUGCGCGAAUUGGCACGAAGCGACGAGUUUUCGGAUAGCGAGAGCGACGGCGUCAGCGACAACGAAGAGGAGGACGAGGACGACGUGGCCGACACCAUGUUCGUGCCCUACCGCCGUCCUUCGCCUAAGCGGAAGACUGUGGUGGCGCAACGUCGCAUGAAACAGAAGAAGAAAAGCGACGACGACAAGGCCAGCAGCAGUCCCAAGGGCGACGAGUGGGAGAUCGUCAACAAGUCACCGACGUUUGAGAGCGUCGCCGAGGGCAGGACGGAGCUGGGAGGUGAGAGUUGGUUCGUGCAAGAUCGCGAGCAGUAG
Messenger RNA from Phytophthora nicotianae INRA-310, 447 nucleotides. RefSeq lists its product as hypothetical. The transcript has a single exon. The record is from RefSeq and is a predicted model, not a curated record. Bases 1 to 447 code for a protein of 148 amino acids. Lineage: Eukaryota; Oomycota; Peronosporomycetes; Peronosporales; Peronosporaceae.